Molecule: messenger RNA, 3921 nt
Organism: Pollicipes pollicipes
Lineage: Eukaryota; Metazoa; Arthropoda; Thecostraca; Pollicipedomorpha; Pollicipedidae
Product: tyrosine-protein phosphatase non-receptor type 4
Exons: 18
Coding region: 294-3101 (935 amino acids)
Biological process (GO): protein dephosphorylation
Cellular component (GO): cytoskeleton
Molecular function (GO): protein tyrosine phosphatase activity; protein binding
Source: RefSeq, a predicted model, not a curated record
UUGCGAAUGGAAGUGGGUGGGCGUGCGUUUCGGAUGUCAUUGCGGAAGCCUGUCGUUGGAUUUUAGGGGGUUUUAGCGUGAUCUGCCAUGCCUUUUAGGUGUGGUCUAGAUUGACGUGUUCACUUUGUCAUUUCCUUCUUUUUUCAAACUAAGUACGAGAAGGUGGUGAUGGCAAGGAUUUGAUGCAUUGAUGCCGCGUUUAUGAAAAUACAGCAAUAAUUUUUGCCUGCUAUCAGUUUGAGUUCUUUGGUCACCAAACAAGUGGUGCUUCUUAGUAAACACACCGGAGAUUGAUGCUGGAGACGGUGUCGCGGCGGGCUUUCGGCGGCUCGAGCGGCACGUACAACGUGCGGGACAGCGAGCUGGCGCGCGAGCGGCAGGUCCGCGCGCUGCCCUACACCGUCCUCUUCCUCGACCACAGCCAGCAUGUCUUCCACCUAGAGAAGAAGAGCCGGGGCCAGGCGCUGCUGGACCUCGUCUACCAGCACCUGGAGCUCAUCGAGAAGGACUACUUCAGCCUGCAGUUCUGCGACGCCGAGAAUGACGCGUCGGUUAUGCGCUGGCUGGACCCGCGCAAGCCGCUACGGCGACAGGUGGCCGGCAAGACGCAGCCGGCCACGUACCACUUCCGCGUCAAGUUCUACGUCACCGACCCCAGCAAGCUGCACGAGGAGUACACGCGCUACCACUUCUGCCUGCAGCUGCGCCGGGACGUGCUGGAGGGCCAGCUGCCCCUGCUGCCGUCCACCGCGUGCCUGCUGGCCAGCUUCGUCGCGCAGGCCGAGCUGGGAGACUUCUGCCCGGAGGAGCACCCGCCCGGCUACCUGGCGCGCCUGCCGCUGCUGCCGGCCGUCAACGACGACAUGGAGAAGAAGAUCACCGAGCUGCACGCCCGGCACAGGGGCCUGACGCCGGCCGACGCCGAGUUCUGCUACCUGGAGCACGUCAAACGGCUGGAGAUGUACGGCCUGGACCUGCACAGGGCCAAGGACUCGAGUGGUCGCGAGAUUCAGCUGGGUGUGGCGGCGGUCGGCCUGGUGGUGUUCCAAAACAAGAAGAAGAUCAACACGUUCUCGUGGGCAAAGAUCGUCAAGAUCGCGUUCAAGAGGAAGGAGUUCUUCAUACAGCUGAGGCGGGAACUGUCGGAGGACUACGACAGCCUGCUGGGCUUCAGCCUGCCCUCGUACCGCGCCUCCAAGACGCUCUGGAAGACGGCCGUCGAGCACCACACGUUCUUCAGGCUGAACGCGCCGCAGGCGCCCGUGCGCCGGCUCAUGGGCCUGGGCAGCCGGUUCCGUUUCUCGGGCCGCACCGAGUACCAGACGCUGCAGGAGGGCCGCCACCGCGCCCGGCUCGACCGACCGUUCGUCAGAGCGGGCCCGCAGCGGGGCGGUGUGCACCAGACGCUGCCAACGCUGACGCCGGAGGAGCGCCAGCGGCUGCUGGGUCACCGGCUGGGUACGCCGACCCAGCACCGGGUGACGGCGGCGCAGUCGAGCCGACCGGAGCCGCGCCGCGCCUGGACGGAGGACUCGCCCACCAGCGAUGGCAGCUUCCUGGAGCGACUGCCCCCGAUCGUGGUCGGCUCGGCCGGCAUGCCGCCCGUGGUGGAGCUCGGCCAGAAGGUGGUGCCGCAGCCGCUGCACGCGUCGGCGGCGGUGGUGCCGGCCGCCCCGGCGCCGCCGCCGCGCCCGCUGUCGGGCCCCCUCGGCGACCCGGCGCGGCCCUUCGUGCCCGCCGCGCCCACCAAGCUGAGCUACAUGGACGACAGCGAGGAGAGCGACAAGGGCACGCACGAGUCCACGUCACCCGUCAGCACAGAGCCAUCUGUGGGAAACGGCCACGUGGAGAGUCCCGCCGGCAGCCUGGUGGUGAUCCACAUGAAGCCCGACGACGAGGGGCGCUACGGCUUCAACGUCAAGGGCGGCGCCGAGUCCAGCACGCCCGUCACCGUCUCCAAGGUGGCGCCCCAGUCGCCGGCCGACCGCACCAUGCCCCGCCUCAGCGAGGGCGACCAGGUGGUGCUUAUUAACGGCGUGGACGUGUCCAAGUUCAGCCAUGACGAAGUGGUGAGCUUCAUCCGGUCGUCGCGGGAGCUGCACAGCGAGCUGGUGCUCACCGUCCGGCCCAGCGUGAACUACGAGGGCGGCGGCGAGGCGGAGGAGCCGCUGGUCCAGUACGUGCCCGACACGCCGUACGUCUCGCUGGCGCUGCCCGAGGGCGACGCGCUCGGGCAGUCCAUGCUCAUGCUGUCGGAAGCGCUGGCGAGCGGCGCAGCGCGCUCCGAGUUCGAGAAGCUGCCGCGGCGGGCGUCCGGCCUCAGCAUGGACGACUGCCGCCUGCCCGGCAAUGUGGCCAAGAACCGCUACAGGGACAUCUCGCCCUACGACAGCACCCGGGUGCUGCUGACGUCGGCCGACUCCGGCGACUACAUCAACGCCAACUACGUCAACAUGGAGAUUCCCGGUUCGGGCAUCGUGAACCGGUACAUCGCCGCCCAGGGGCCGCUGAAGCAUACGGCGGACGACUUCUGGGCGCUGGUGUGGGAGCAGCAGUGUCCGCUGGUGGUGAUGCUGACCACGCUGGUGGAGCAGGGCCGGGUCAAGUGUCAUCAGUACUGGCCGCCGGUCGGUGAGAGCCGUGUCCACGAGGGCCUGCGCGUCACCUGCACCGCCGAGCAGGUCACCGACAGCUUCGCCUUCCGCGAGAUCGCGCUCGUGGCCGAGGAGACGGGCGAGGAGCGGCACAUCUCGCACAUGCAGUACGUGUCGUGGCCGGACCACGGUGUGCCCGACCAGCCGGCCGACUUCGUGCGCUUCGUGCAGCGCGUGCGAACUGCGCGCGCCGGCCUGGUGGAGCCAACGGUGGUGCACUGCUCGGCCGGCAUCGGGCGCACGGGCGUGCUCAUCCUCAUGGAGACGGCCAUGUGCCUGAUCGAGGCCAACCAGCCCGUCUAUCCGCUGGAGGCGGUGCGCUGCAUGAGGAACCAGCGCGCCAUGAUGAUCCAGACUCCUAGUCAGUACCAGUUUGUGUGCCAGGCGGUGCUGCAGGUGUACGAGGAGGGCACGGUGCGGCCGCUGUCCGAGUACACGCAGAGGUGAGGGCGCCCGACCGACGGCCGCCGCUAGUCAACGCUGCAAGUACAAGGCCGCUACCUUCUGUCGUCGCGGCCGCUCGCCCGCCGGCGACGGGGAGGCACCUGCCGGCCGUCGUGGCAAACAACAGUGCCGGACGUCGGCGCCCCGUGGCGCUGCGAUCGUUCCCGGCCGGCGACGGCCCGCGACGUGCUGUGCGUGCCGCCGCGGACGCCUUUGGCUUUGGAUAGUUUUGUAAUUGAAGUUGCGGUGGCCCCGCUGGGGGCAGCGCGCGCGCGUGCGUGUGCGUGCGUGUGUCACGUGAUUACGCCUCGGCCCGUCAAAGGCCGUCGGGCCCAUCAGCCCGCCGACGUCCGCACCCGAGGGCAGCAGACGUGUGAUGCACAGUCCAGCUAGUUUUGAUGCGGUGCGUUGUCGGCCCGUGUGCGUGCACCGCGGGCUAUAUUUGUGCCGUCGGACGGGCGAGAGCGGACGCCCUGUUGUGGCAGCGAUGCUGGUGUUGUCCAUGUGUGCGGAAAUGAGCUUGGAGGCGCUUCAUGAUCUCGAUCUUAGUUUUGAGGUGGGAUAUUUUAUGGCAGUCCGGAUAAGUCGUUGGGUUGAAUGGCCUCAGGGGAGUCCAGCUUUUCGACUGGGGUUUUAUUCUCGAAAGUGUACAUUGUUAUUCAUCGUUUUUUUUUUGUCCGUCUUGUCACCUCACUAUCUGGUGAAUGCGCAAUACGAUAUUUAUUGCCGUUUCCACUUUACCUUACUGAGAAUCAAACACAGAAGACUGUUUUAAGUUGGCUUGAUCAGAUCAGCAACAAUACAGAAUGAAGACGGAAGCUUG